CCCGACAGUCUCUCUUGAGUAAACUCACUGUGAGCGCGGAUUAUUCAUGAACGCGGAGCGCCGAAUCAUUCGUACUGUGAUUUUACUGCAGCUUUAGGACUUUUACCUCACUCGUUCUCGGUUGGCGCAGUACAGUGACUUUAGGAGAAAACUCAAAAAGUGAAUCAUGACUCAGUUCAACAAGGGACCAGCCUACGGAUUAUCCGCGGAGGUUAAAAACAAGAUUGCACAGAAAUAUGACCUGCAGAAAGAGGAGGAGCUUCGUUUCUGGAUCGAGGAGGUGACUGGCAUGCCGAUCGGAGACAGCUUUCAGAAAGGGCUCAAGGAUGGCGUCAUACUCUGCGAAUUGAUAAAUAAGCUUCAGCCUGGAUCGAUAAAGAAAAUAAACCAUUCACAGUUAAACUGGCAUAAGCUAGAGAACCUCGGGAAUUUCAUCAAAGCCAUUCUAGCCUACGGGCUGAAGCCCAAUGACAUCUUCGAAGCCAACGACCUUUUCGAAAACGGGAACAUGACGCAAGUCCAGACCACACUUCUCGCUUUGGCCAGUAUGGCAAAGACCAAAGGCAUGGAAACGAACAUUGACAUUGGUGUGAAAUAUGCAGACAAGCAGCAGAGAAAUUUUGAUGAUGAGAAGAUGAAGGCUGGCCAGUGUGUCAUCGGACUUCAGAUGGGAACCAACAAAUGCGCAAGCCAGGCUGGUAUGACCGCCUACGGGACCAGGAGACACCUUUACGACCCCAAGACGCAGACAGAGAAACCCUAUGACCAAACCACCAUUAGUCUGCAAAUGGGCACCAAUAAAGGAGCCAGCCAGGCUGGCAUGUCCGCUCCAGGAACCAGGAGGGAUAUCUAUGACCAGAAGGUAGCUUUGCAACCAGUGGAUAACUCCACCAUCUCAUUACAAAUGGGAACCAAUAAGGUGGCCUCUCAGAAAGGCAUGAGUGUGUAUGGCUUGGGACGGCAAGUUUACGACCCCAAGUAUUGCGCCACCCCAACAGAGCCCAUGAUCCACGCCAACGGCAGCCAAGGAACGGGAACGAAUGGCUCGGAAAUCAGCGAUAGUGACUAUCAGGCGGAAUAUCAAGAGGAGGAGUACCAAGGCGAAUACCACGACGAGUACAGAGGGCACUAUAACGACCAGGGCAUCGACUACUAGAGAACCCUUAGUCAAAGCAGUAUUAACACGUUGUAUAUCAACAGAGCAAGUCUUUUGCUAUGCCUUUUGCUUCUCACAGUUACCCCUUCCCUCCCAGCGCAUGUGUUUGGGUAAGCGAUCGUGAGUGGUGAUAUCUCAAAUCUGCAAAUGGUGAAAUUGAUCUUUUAUAAUUUCUUUUAUAAAGUGUUUUUUUAUGAAGUAUGGAGAACUGUAAAGAAAUUUUUCUAGUUUUGCAGUACGAUUCUUCGUUUUACACUCGCUACGCUAGUUUUAAAGCUCAUCCGCCAUUGAAAUCCCGCUUUGCACCAACUGGACUUGAAAGUUCUGAAGACAUUCCUUCCUAAGUCAUUCCUUUUGAAGUCAUUCCAUUUAGAAUUCCAAAAGCCUGGAAAUGUUACAAGCUACAAAUGUUAGCGUUUUAAAAAUUAGCUGACUGGACGACCAAAAACAUUCCGCUAUUGCUUAGUUUUUGUGCUGUAAUAUCGGAAAAUCUUUCCCAUUGUAUUUAUUGCCCUGCUUUUCAUUAUAAAUCCUCUGUCUUUUAUGAAUAAAUUCUAUGUUAUAAAUAAAGUAUUGAAUGUCCACUAUUA
Labeo rohita (rohu) is the source of this 1746-nucleotide messenger RNA. RefSeq names its product calponin 3, acidic a (gene cnn3a). Gene Ontology annotation, molecular function: actin binding. The record is from RefSeq and is a predicted model, not a curated record. The coding region runs from base 167 to 1156 and encodes 329 amino acids. Lineage: Eukaryota; Metazoa; Chordata; Actinopteri; Cypriniformes; Cyprinidae. The transcript is spliced from 7 exons. Gene Ontology annotation, biological process: actomyosin structure organization.